Molecule: messenger RNA, 2800 nt
Organism: Theobroma cacao (cacao)
Lineage: Eukaryota; Viridiplantae; Streptophyta; Magnoliopsida; Malvales; Malvaceae
Gene: UBP14
Product: ubiquitin-specific protease 14
Biological process (GO): protein deubiquitination
Molecular function (GO): protein binding; cysteine-type deubiquitinase activity; zinc ion binding
Source: RefSeq, a predicted model, not a curated record
UGAAAUUAAAAAAAAAAAGAAAUCAAACUUUCGGCGAAAAAAAGAAAAAGGGUCUUUGCAUUUGCUUAAGCUUUAGGGCAAAAAUCUUAUUCCUUUCCUCACUUUCUCACUCAAAAAACCAAACCAAGAAGAGAAGAAGAGAAAAACAAUGGAGGAGAUAAACCCUAUGGAGCUGCUCCGAUCCAAUCUCUCUCGGGUUCGGAUCCCCGAACCAACCAAUCGUAUAUACAAGCAAGAAUGCUGCCUCUCGUUCGAUUCUCCAAGGUCAGAAGGAGGAUUGUUUAUUGAUAUGAAUACAUUUCUAGCGUUCGGGAAAGGUUAUGUGGUUUGGAACUAUGAGAAGACUGGAAAUCCAGUUUAUUUGCAUAUUAAGCAAACGAAAAAGUUGGUUCCGGAAGAUAGGCCUUCCAAGAAACCUACACUUUUGGCUAUUGGUAUUGAUGGUGGAUUUGACAACAAUGAGCCUGAAUAUGAAGAAACUCACAAUAUAGUCAUUUUGCCUAAUUAUGUAGCUCUUCCUUUUCCAUCUGUGGAGUUGCCAGAGAAGGUAAGGUUGGCAGUUGAUGCUAUUUUAAUGGCUGAGGGUGCUGAGCGGAAAGAACAAGUUGCAGCCUGGACAGCUGAUAAGAAGCAAAUAAGUGCAUAUGCAAUGGAUUUGCGGCAAAUUGGAAGUGUUGUUGUUCCUCCAUCUGGUUGGAAAUGUACUAAGUGUGAUAAAACAGAAAAUCUCUGGUUAAAUCUUACUGAUGGAAUGAUUCUCUGUGGGAGGAGAAAUUGGGAUGGAACUGGUGGCAACAACCAUGCUAUUGAACACUACAAGGAGACUGGCUAUCCUCUUGCUGUAAAGCUUGGGACCAUUACUGCUGAUCUGGAAGCAGCAGACGUUUUCUCUUACCCAGAGGAUGAUAGUGUUGUAGACCCACUUCUAGCACAACAUUUGGCAUAUUUUGGUAUUGAUUUCUCAUCAUUACAAAAGACUGAAAUGACGACUGCUGAAAGGGAGCUUGACCAGAACACCAACUUUGAUUGGAAUAGAAUUCAAGAAAGUGGACAGGAAGUGGAACCAAUAUAUGGACCAGGUUAUACAGGUCUCGUGAAUCUUGGAAACAGCUGCUACAUGGCAGCAACCAUGCAAGUGAUGUUUUCAACACAUUCAUUUUGUAGACAAUACUAUAUGAACCAAAGCUUAAAAAUGGCUUUUGAGACAGCCCCAGCGGAUCCAACGGUAGACCUGAAUAUGCAGUUAACAAAACUGGGACAUGGUUUGCUCUCUGGUAAAUAUUCUGUUCCAGCUUCAGAGAAAGAUGGAACUACUGCACCAGCGAUAACAGAUGCUAAACAGGAAGGGAUCCCCCCUCGAAUGUUCAAAGCAGUUAUUGCGGCCAGCCAUCCUGAGUUUUCUACUAUGAGACAACAGGAUGCCUUGGAAUUCUUCCUUCAUUUUCUUGACCAAGUUGAACGUUCUAAUGCUGUGAAACCUGAACUGGAUCCCUCAAGGAGUUUCAAGUUUGGUGUUGAAGAGCGUAUUUUGUGCUCGUCUGGAAAGGUUGCUUAUAACAAAAGGCUUGACUACAUUCUUUCCUUGAAUAUUCCACUACAUGAAGUUACUAAUAAGGAAGAGCUGGAAGCUUUUCACAAAAUCAAAGCUGAAAAGAUUUCAGAAGGGAAGGAUGUAUCUAGUGAUGAAAUUGUACGUCCAAGGGUACCUCUAGAAGCAUGCUUAGCAAGCUUUGCAGCUCCAGAGGAGAUACCUGAAUUUUAUAGCACUGCAUUGAAGGCUAAGACAACAGCUAUCAAGACUGCUGGUUUAACUUCAUUCCCUGAUUAUUUGGUAUUGCACAUGAGGAAGUUUGUCAUGGAGGCAGGCUGGGUGCCUAAAAAGCUUGAUGUCUACAUAGAUGUUCCUGACAUUAUAGAUAUCAGCCACAUGCGCAGCAAAGGCCUUCAACCUGGAGAGGAACUGUUGCCAGAGUCUGCUCCUGGGAGUGAGGCGGAAUCAAGUCAGCCUGUGGCCAAUGAAGAGAUUGUCGCCCAGCUUGUCUCAAUGGGGUUUAACCAGCUUCAUUGUCAGAAAGCUGCCAUAAAUACUUUAAAUACUGGUGUGGAAGAGGCAAUGAACUGGUUGCUUUCACACAUGGAUGAUCCAGAUAUAGAUGCUCCUAUCUGUCAUGGGGCACAAGGUGCUGGGGCAUCUGUAGACCAAUCAAAAGUUGAUACUUUGAUUUCAUUUGGUUUUCAAGAAGAAAUUGCUCGAAUGGCAUUGAAUGCAUCGGGUGGUGACAUUGAAAAAGCAACAGAUUGGAUAUUUAACAAUCCCAAUGCCUCUGCUUCAUCAGACAUGGAUACUACUACAUCAAGCAGCAGCGUGCCUACUCCAGUUGACGCAGGACUGCCCGAUGGAGGAGGGAGAUAUCGGCUUUUUGGAAUAGUGAGUCACAUCGGAACCUCUACCCAGUGUGGCCACUAUGUUGCUCACAUCCUCAAAGAUGGUAGAUGGGUGAUAUUCAAUGAUAAUAAGGUUGGGGCAUCUAUCAAUCCACCCAAGGACAUGGGCUACUUGUACUUUUUUGAGAGGAUUACCAGCUGAAGUCAGAAGGCAGUAUAGAAUUUCUCUUGGAAAUCUUUAGGCUUCAAUGUCAUUGGCACAUUCAAAGAUUGUAAUCUCUCUAUAUCCCAUCAUUUUGCCUAACACAUUUCAUUUUUUUUUAUCUUUUCAUAAAUAAUUUUGAUUAUUAUUUUUUUGUUUUUUUUCUUACUUUUUAUACACCUAUUUAUUUAUUUUUAUUUAAUUUGCACCAAA